Molecule: messenger RNA, 3654 nt
Organism: Sesamum indicum (sesame)
Lineage: Eukaryota; Viridiplantae; Streptophyta; Magnoliopsida; Lamiales; Pedaliaceae
Gene: HUB1
Product: histone mono-ubiquitination 1
Cellular component (GO): nucleus; HULC complex
Molecular function (GO): ubiquitin protein ligase activity; metal ion binding
Source: RefSeq, a predicted model, not a curated record
CUCUUCCCACAAAUUGAUGUCUACAGAGGUUGUGUGUGAGUGUGUGUGAUAUUUCAGACUUUCUUUCUUCUCGGUUAUUUCACAGAGCAAAAGGGGAAAAAUAGAGUUCAUAACUUCUUUUAAUUGUAUAUUGACCAUAAGCAAUCUCAGUCUCUUUCAGACCUAGUGUCUCUUCCCGUUGAAAAAUUCCAGUCCGCCCCUUGUUUUCUCUUAUUUUUUUUUUUGUUCCUUUUGUGUGUUUCAGUUGUUUCUUGAAUCAGGGUUUCUAAUUCAUACAUAUGUAAACAAGACUGGGUUUUUGUACAUGCAGCUUUUUUGGCAUGUUUGUUUCUUAAAUUAUUCCUGGGGUUUGUGAAUUGUCGAUGAAUUUAUAUAUUUUCUUGUGGGUUUAAAGGAAACCUGAUGAUUCUAGGGUUUUGAAGGGCGGGUUUCUAAUGGGUAGUACAGGUGAAGCUGACAAGAAACGACGUCACUUUAGUUCCAUAUCGCCCACCGCCGGUGCGGCCAAGAAACAGCCUCUUGCUCCGUUAUCGGAGGAAAAAAAGCUCGAUGCAGCAGUACUUCAAUUUCAGAAUCAUAAACUCAUACAGAAGUUGGAAACUCAGAAGGUUGAGAUUAAUGCUCUCGAAGACAGAUUGUGCCAGUUGAAAGAUAAACAACUGUCAUAUGAGAAAACCUUAGCUGUGGUCAAUAGUUCGUGGGAAGAGCUGGUUGAUGACUUGGAAUCACGUUCUCAUUGCACACUGGAUUCCGUGAAACAUGGGCGAGGUUUUGGACACCACCUUAUCAAAGAUGAUGGCGAUUCACUUCCAGAAGAUGCGUUACUGAGCCGGCUCUUAGAAACAGGUGCAACCGAGAGUAGCUCGACCAGCUCAGCCAGUACAAUAUUGAAUCCAACUGAAGAAGAUAAGAAAAUAGAUGGUGGAAGGACAAAGAACCCAAAGAGCAUACUCCCUAAUAUAGUGGCUUCUUUUGAUGAUCUGAACAAUUUGAAGCAUAGAUUGUACACAGUAUCUUUGAAGACAUUCUCAUCUAAUGGACAGAGCCAGAAGGUGGUUUCUUCUGAUUUGCAGACUGAGGUUAAGAAUUUGAGAAUGGCAGUCCUCAAGCUUCACUUGAAACAUAAAUCCCUGGCUGGUGAACUGCAGAGCCAUAGAGACACUGAUGCCAAGAAUAAAGCUGUUUUGAAGCAUUUGAAAGGAGAAUUAGAGAGUACGAUUUCUGAACUGGAAGAAAGUAACCGUAAAUUGGCAAUUCUAAAAGCAGAAAGAGAUGUUGCAAAGGGGGCAUUCUUCCCUGUUCUGAAUCGAGGAAAUCAGCAGGUAACUACUGAUAAAGCAAGGGACAAGCAGAAAGAUUUGCAAGAAAUGGAGUCUUCACUGAAGGAACUAUUGGACCAAUCUACAUCUCGACUGCAUGAGCUCAAGCGUCUUCAUGAAGACAGGAUAGACAUAUUAAGACACUUAUCAAAUCUGCAGAGCAAUCUAAAGAAUGUUAAGUCUAUUUGUUCAUCCAAAGCAUAUCUCUUGCUAAAAGAUCAACUGGCUAAGGCUAGAGCAGAUGUCGCCCAAUAUCAAGCUCUUUAUGAGAAAUUACAGGUUGAGAAAGAAAGUCUUUACUGGCGGGAAAAAGAAAGUCACAUGAAAAGUGAAUUAGCUGAUGUUCUUCAUCGAACUUCAGCAGUUGCUGAUUCCAGGAUUAGCGACUUGGAAUUAGAGAUACAGAGAUACAUCAAAGAAAAAGAUCUCAUUGAAACCAAACUACAAGAAGCAUCUAAAGAACCUGGUAGGAGGGAAAUCAUUGCAGAGUUUAAAGCGUUGGUUUCAUCAUUUCCUGAGAAAAUGGGGAGCAUGCAAAAUCAUUUAGCUAAACACAAGGAGUCUGCUGCAGACAUCCAUCGUUUGCGAGCCAAUGUUAAAUCCCUUACUGAUGUUAUUGGUCGCAAGGCUAAGGAGCUGGAGACUUUGAGUUCUAGAUCGGCUCAGCAAAAUUCUGAGGUCCAAAGACUGCAAGCUAUGAUCAGUGAUUUAAAGGUAACUGAAAAAGACUUGAAGCUUUUCCUGGAAAUGUAUGGGCACCAAUUGGUGGAUUCAAGGGAAAUUAGUGAAGCUAGAAGUUCUGAGAUCAAGGCAUGGGCUCAUGUUCAGGGCCUUAAGUCUUCUCUUGAUGAACGCAAUUUGGAGUUGCGAGUUAAAGUUGCAAUUGAAGCUGAAGCAAAAGCUCAACAGAGAUUAGCUGCCUCAGAAGCUGAGAUUGCUGAGCUGCGACAGAAGUUAGAGGCCUCUAAAAGGGAAAAAGCAGGACUUUCUGAUGUCCUAAAAUCCAAACAUGAAGAAACUGAGGCCUACCUGUCGGAGAUAGAGACUAUUGGGCAGGCAUAUGAUGAUAUGCAGACUCAGAACCAGCAGCUUUUGCAGCAAAUCACCGAGAGAGAUGACUAUAAUGUAAAGCUUGUUUUGGAGGGUGUGCGUGCAAGACAAACAGAAGAUGCUUUGCUUAUGGAGAAGCGUAUGUUGGAGAAAGCCGUACAGCAGACCAAGAAAACUGUUGAUUUUUACGAUUACAAAGCUGGUAAAAUUGAAGAUCAGUUGAAAGGCUACUCAGAUCACAUGCAGAGACUUGCUGAAGAUAGAGUCCAGAAUGCUGCUGCCUUGGAAAACACCCAAAGAAGACUGUUAGAUGUGAGGAAGUCUUCUCAACAACUGAUGGGCAUACUCGACGAGGCACAGUCUCAGGUCGAGGGGAGUCGGGGCAGUCUUGCUCAGCUGCAGAUAGAACUAGAGAAAGAGAGGUUUGAGAGGAAAAGAGUAGAGGAAGACCUAGAUACUCUGAGGAGGAAGGCUGAACAACUAAAAUCACAAGCUGAGGGUUCCUCCGUAGCUGAAAAGCUUCGGCAGGAGCUCAAGGAAUACAAGGAAAUUCUGAAGUGCAGUGUCUGCCUUGAUAGGAGAAAAGAGGUGGUUAUCACGAAAUGCUACCAUCUCUUCUGCAGUCCUUGUGUACAAAGAGUUAUUGAGACGCGUCACCGCAAGUGCCCAGUUUGUGCUGCAAGCUUUGGGGCUAAUGACGUCAAACCCGUAUACAUCUGAUCAGAAAUUUCAAGUAAUGCUUCCUGGCAUUGACUCUAUGGUUCCAUUUGAGCCAGCCACUGUGAACCCAAAAUGAUGUUUCAGAUGUACUAUGUGUUAUCUAUCUGCUGAGAUCCUAAAGGUCCAACAUCGGAAUUAACAGAAGUUCCCCUCAAAUGAUGCUUUGCUGGUUCUGGGUUUAGAUACUGGAUCACAUUUUUUCAAUUUAUUUUUUUAUUAUUAUUGUCCCCCUCUCUUGCAAGUAGAUACAUUUUAACUUGGUGAAUGCAGAUUGAAAUCAGUUGAGUUCUCAACGUGGAGAUUUUGGAAGUGAAUAAUACUAUGAUCCAAAAAGCUCCACAUUUUCGCAGUGUGUAUGAAUUAAACCCGAACGAUGGAGCUUCAUAUGAUUUUGGUCUUAGGUUAUUUCAUGCUUUCUUGUAUAGAUCUAUGUUCCAUUUUUCAUUUUUGUUGUUACUGUGGAUUCGAAAUUGAUUUAGAGAAAUACCAAAUGUAGGUUUCAGUAUGCAAAUUUUGCAUUGUCAGGAUAUUAGCCUUUACCUUCAAAUUAUUGUUGCCCAGAUAA